Messenger RNA from Microdochium trichocladiopsis, 1538 nucleotides. Its product is annotated as homogentisate 1,2-dioxygenase. Gene Ontology annotation, cellular component: cytoplasm. NCBI's taxonomy places the organism in Eukaryota, Fungi, Ascomycota, Sordariomycetes, Xylariales, Microdochiaceae. Bases 219 to 1538 code for a protein of 439 amino acids. The transcript has 4 exons. Gene Ontology annotation, biological process: L-phenylalanine catabolic process. Gene Ontology annotation, molecular function: homogentisate 1,2-dioxygenase activity. The record is from RefSeq and is a predicted model, not a curated record.
CUCAGGGCGGGGGGCACUGCUCGUAGGAUAGGACUGGUGAAGGUAGCCAAAGACGUGCCACAUAUAAUUAUGAUCCAGGUCGCACGGCCCACUGAGGCCACAACAUGCCGAAUCCACACGCACGUACCAGCAGGAAUCCGAACUUAGCUUAGCAGCUAAGCUUUCCUGUGCGCAGUUCAGACAACAUCAAACUUUGUUACAUCUCAGGCCGACCGAUCAUGCCUGUUACCAAUUUCUCCUUUGCAGAGAAGUACGAGUACAUCUCUGGCUUCAACUCUUUCCACGAGUCAGAAGCGAUCAAAGGGGCGCUUCCAGUCGGGGCCAACUCGCCCCAGAAGCCCCCCUAUGGGCUAUAUGCAGAGAAGCUCUCCGGUACCGCUUUCACUGCGCCACGACACGAAAACCAGCAGGCCUGGCUCUACCGCAUCCUGCCAUCAGCUGCGCACUCCCAAUUCGUGCCUAUCGAUGACCAUACGCUCAGUCGCAAAUUAAAGCAGAUCCCAAACCAACUGCGAUGGGACCCUUUCGAUAUUGACACGAGCGUCGACUGGGUCCAUGGACUCAAGAAGCUCUCUGGUGCGGGAGACCCCGCCAUGAAGACGGGCCUAGGCAUCUACAUGUACGCGGCUGGGUGCAGCAUGGAAGCCCGAACAGCCAUGUACUCGUCCGACGGCGAGAUGCUUAUCGUGGCCCAGCACGGUGUCAUGGACGUCACAACCGAGUUUGGAAAUAUCCUUGUGCGGCCUCUGGAGAUACUUGUGAUCCCCCGCGGGGUCAAAUAUAGAGUCGACCUGCCUGACGGACCCGUCCGUGGAUACAUACUAGAGUUAUUUGAAGGGCACUUUGUUCUGCCCGAGCUGGGCCCGAUCGGCUCCAACUGCCUCGCCAACCCGCGGGAUUUCCAGGUCCCUGUUGCGCGAUUCGACCAGGAUUCCGAGCCCUGGACCAUUAUCAACAAAUUCAACGAAGACUUGUUCACUGCGAAGCAGAACCACACGCCGUUUGAUGUGGUCGGGUGGCACGGAAACUACUACCCAUACAAGUAUGAUCUGGGCCGGUUCUCUGUGAUUGGCAGCACAUCUUUUGACCACCCCGACCCGUCCAUCUACACGGUCCUGACAGGCCCCUCGGCGCGACCAGGCACGGCAAUUGCCGACUUCGUAAUCUUCCCGCCCCGCUGGCUCGUUCAGGAAGACACGUUUAGGCCCCCAUGGUACCACCGCAACACAAUGUCCGAGUUCAUGGGCCUGGUCUGCGGCGAGUACGACGCAAAGUCAGGCAGCGGCUUCCAGGCUGCCGGGGCCAGCCUGCACAACAUCAUGUCGGCGCACGGGCCUGACGCGAGUACCUUUGAGAAGGCAUCAAACGCCAGGCUCGAGCCGCAGAAGGUGGGCACCGGCAGCUUAGCGUUCAUGUUUGAGAGCAGUCUCAUGUUGGGAGUCACGGAGUGGGGUCUGGAGACUUGUCAGAAGCUGCAGCCAAACUACAAUGACGAGAGCUGGAUGGAGCUCAAGAGCCACUUCCAGCCGCCAAAGUAA